AUGGUAACAUCUUCAAGUCAACUUCCUGCUGACGAACCCGACGUUCACCUUGAGUUAAUGCAGCGCGUUCCAGCGUUUCAAGAGUCGCCGGUGCAGGGUAAAGUAACCUGUGCUACAUAUGGCAGGGAUUUUUUGAUAUUGGGCACAGAGGAUGGUGUUAUCACCGCGCUCUCGAGAGGCGACAAUGAGUGGACGGAGAUAGCAACCAACCACACUAAAAAGGACCUUGGAAUUGAGAAAAUUAUAGCAUUGGAUGAAAUGAAUUGUGCCCUUGCUUUGACCUCUGGUAGGACAGUGGCUGGUUAUUCUUUGGAUAAGUUGGAGACAUGGCCCAAGCUGUCAAUGCGAGAUGUAAGUCAGUUUGUACUUGAGGAGAAUGCAGAUCCACAAAAACCUCGUCAACAAAUCGCCAUAUUUACCUCAACUGCUAUUAGGUUUCUCGAUUUGACUCAAGACUCGGUAAAAGUAGCUCGAUCGAUCGAGUACCCAGACAUCAUUAAAGGUUGUUGGAUUGACACCAAACUAUUAUUGGCAACAAAGGAUACAUAUGAGUUGCUAGACCUGUCGAAAGACUCUAAAAUCCCUCUUUUUCCCGUUGCACCGGGCUUGGAACCAAUUCUAGGAAUUGCAGGUCCCACCGAGUUCCUCGUGGUACAAGGCACCGCUAUGGAAGAUGUGGCUAUGGGGCUAAUUGUGACCGAUGGGGGUGAGGUCGCUCGCCAGGGUGAUGUUAUUAUGUGGGACACGUAUCCUUCUCAGGCGGUUGUGAUCAAUUGCACGUACUUACUAUCCGUUGUCAAGUCUCAGCUUUUAAUACAUUCCCUAAAGACGAAAAUCGAGCUCCUGGAGCAUGACUUUGGUGAUCGGCCAGUCGUGAGGGUGUUUGAUUUUCCCGGUCCAUUGAUUCCUAAUGAGCAAUUGACCACAAAGCUAGGCAGACCAUGCUCAACCCGAGCCAUGGCUUUGAUUGUUUAUGAAGAUGGCAUGGACUGGUGGCUCCCGCCAUCAGAUUUCAGUCGAGUUGAAACAGGUAUUCUUGAAGGUGAAAUCGAAGAGAUUUCGCCCAACAUGAUUGAUAUUGGAAACGAGCAAGGUGUUUGGGAACUCGAGUACCUUAGUUUACUGUUGGCAUUGCAGCUAUUGGUGUCCAAAGAGUACACAAAAGCUGUAGGUGCCUGGCUGGACGGCAUCAAACUCGACUCUGGCAUUGUACUUUUUUUAUUUGGGGAUGGCACGGCACCUUCUACCUUUCCUGGGUUGAAAGGAAUUCUUGAUCAGCUUGAAGGUCUCAGAUCAGAUCAGGCAGCUUUGCGGUUUUACCGAACUUUUCUUCGUGCCCAAAUCAAGCGCCACUCUGAUGUUGCAAAAUUCGAAAUACACUAUGCCAAACUGUUGCAGGGCUCUUCUUAUAUCCAGUUUAUUGCCAAAGAUGCCACUGCCUCUUUUGACCAGCUAAUCGAGCAGCUCCGUACUACAGAACAGUUUGAUGUGCUAGAAAAGGUGUACACACAGCGCCAGAUGAGCAGCGAGCUUGUGGAUCUGUGGACUGAAGCACUCAAAGGAAGUAUACCGCUUGACAAGGAGGCGUCGGCAAAAAAACUGUCUGAGGUGCUUCAGAACAGCGAAGAUGAAGACUUGGUCUGGAGAAAAGCUUUGGAAGUAACAAGUCUGGAUGUCAAUACUGGUUUGAACAUCUUGAAAACAACAAAAGUGAGAUUUGACGAACAACGAGUCCUGGAUGCAUUAAAACAACAAGGCGAGCUUGCUUGGAGGUCUUACCUCAAAUAUUUGGUAUAUGAGGUCAAGAACCCAUCCUUUGCAGCCGAUUUGACUACAAUCAUUGCGGCUGAUCUUGUCGAAGGCUCAAAAACUCCGCAAGUAUCCAAGUUUAUCAAAAAACUCUACAAGGAGUAUACCGAGCUACCCCACCCCAAACGAUCCUUUUACGAAUACAUUGUGAAGCAAAAGGAAAGGCAACAACAACACAAGGUAAUAUACGAGUUUUUGCAGCUCGAGCUAGACUUUUGGCAUCUUCUUUGUCGCCCUGAGGCUGACUUGGCUAGUCUCACUGCUUUACUUGAUGAAAACGCCCGGCACCUGAUCAUUGAGCGUUCGGCGCUCUACAGUUAUCUCGGCCUGCAUACGCAAUGCAUUGAACUAUUGGACGAAAUUAAAGACUACCAGAGCUUAUUUUAUUAUUGUGAGUACGGGCGACCAGCCCCUCCACCAAGUGUAACUCUUGAUAAACAGAGGCCACGGAUGCAGCUGGACUUGACCAAGGAAGUUUUCCGCCAACUCACGCACGGCUCACGCAAUGUACAUGUUGUUAGCGAGCUUUUGCGACUAAAGGCAUCAGACAUUAGCGUGGAUCUGGCAUUGGAGUAUUUGCCUAGUGAAUGGGCAGCCAGUGAGUUUUCAGAGUAUUUUUCCUACCACUUGAAGCAUAUAUCAAGCGAGAAACGGCAGUCCAUGUUGCUUCGUGGGGUGGCCAAGUACGAAAACUCGAUGAUCUCUUCAGAGGUUGUAAGACAAACGAAAGUUAACGAAUAA
This is a messenger RNA of Wickerhamiella sorbophila, 2550 nucleotides long. RefSeq names its product Vacuolar protein sorting-associated protein 3. NCBI's taxonomy places the organism in Eukaryota, Fungi, Ascomycota, Dipodascomycetes, Dipodascales, Trichomonascaceae. Gene Ontology annotation, biological process: vesicle-mediated transport; autophagy; endosomal vesicle fusion. The transcript has a single exon. The record is from RefSeq and is a predicted model, not a curated record. Gene Ontology annotation, cellular component: cytoplasm; fungal-type vacuole membrane. The coding region runs from base 1 to 2550 and encodes 849 amino acids.